AUGGAUUUCAAUCAUCUUGCUGAAAAGAAAUACGAACAGAAGGCUGCUGCUUGGUUGAACCUUUGGUUGAGCCGGAGCCCAGAAAUUCUGUCUAUGCAGCUUGCUAAGAAGCAUCGACCUGGUGAAACUAUAUCUGCGUGCCUAUGGAAAAGUGGUGCUUUCAAUAUAUGCUAUCUGGUCAGAUAUGAAAAUGGGCCAGAUGUCAUCGUUCGUUUCGCUGCCCUCGGAAGGGCUAUUCUCCGCAGGGAGAAAGUCCAAAUUGAAGUUGCAACAAUGAAGUAUAUACGCAAGACCACUUCGAUCAAUGUUCCUGAAGUGUUCGGCUCCGGUAUCUGCUGGGCGGGCCCUUAUAUUGUCAUGCCAUUUCUCGAAGGAGUGCCAUUAUCACAACUCCUCCAAGAUCCUUCUUCAGAGGGAAGGCCAGUCCUGAACCCGCAAAUAAGUGAUCGGAGCUUGAAGCGGGCUUAUCGCGAAAUGGCCGCGCUUAUCCUCGAGCUCUCCAAACAUGAAUUUGAUUCAAUCGGUGCGCUUGAGGAAAAUGAGAGGGGUUUCUUUGUUGCCAAGCGACCUCUCACCAACAUGAAUGAGUUAAUGGUCUCUGCAGAUUUACCCGAAGAAGCCUUCCCCUCGCACACAUUCAAGUCGGCCACGGACUACUUCCAAGGGCUUGUUAUGCAGCAUCUCUCCCAUCUUCGACUACAGCAACAAGAUGCUGUUAGCAGCGAGGAGGAUUGCCGGAGGAAAUUCACUGCUCGUUGUUUAUUCCUGGAUAUUACAAAGAAAAUCUGCACCGAAGAUCCUCAAGGGCCAUUUCGACUAUACUAUGGCGACCUCCGUCCGUCAAAUGUCCUAAUAGAUCUCGAUACUUUCCGUAUCUCGGGAGUUAUCGACUGGGAGUUUACAUAUGCUGCACCCGCCGAGUUUACAUGGGUAGCUCCUUGGUGGCUCUUGUUACAUAGCCCGAGGACUGGGAGGGUGAUGUCAACCUGUUUUUGA
Molecule: messenger RNA, 996 nt
Organism: Penicillium mononematosum
Lineage: Eukaryota; Fungi; Ascomycota; Eurotiomycetes; Eurotiales; Aspergillaceae
Product: phosphotransferase family protein
Exons: 1
Coding region: 1-996 (331 amino acids)
Source: RefSeq, a predicted model, not a curated record